CGUGGGCAAAACCUCCCUCCUGCACCAGUACGUGCACAAGACGUUUUACGAAGACUACCGCACCACGCUGGGCGCCAGCAUCCUGACCAAAGUCCUCGCGGUGGACAACACCCCCCUGAAACUGCAGAUCUGGGACACGGGGGGACAGGAGCGAUUCCGGUCCAUGGUGUCGACCUUUUACAAAGGCUCGGACGGCUGCAUGCUGGCCUUCGACGUGACGGACAAGGAGUCCUUUGAAUCCCUGGACAACUGGAGACAUGACUUCCUGGAGAAGGUCACCCCGCGGGAGCAAGAUUUCCCCAUGGUCGUGCUGGGGAACAAAAUAGACAUCUGCGAUCGGCAGGUAAGGGCGGAGGAGAGCGCGGG
This is a messenger RNA of Pelecanus crispus (Dalmatian pelican), 366 nucleotides long. NCBI's taxonomy places the organism in Eukaryota, Metazoa, Chordata, Aves, Pelecaniformes, Pelecanidae. The record is from RefSeq and is a predicted model, not a curated record.